Molecule: messenger RNA, 1032 nt
Organism: Diceros bicornis minor
Lineage: Eukaryota; Metazoa; Chordata; Mammalia; Perissodactyla; Rhinocerotidae
Product: olfactory receptor 2T27-like
Exons: 1
Biological process (GO): G protein-coupled receptor signaling pathway
Cellular component (GO): membrane
Molecular function (GO): G protein-coupled receptor activity; olfactory receptor activity
Source: RefSeq, a predicted model, not a curated record
AUGGACCUGGACCAGAAGAAUGAAACAUCAACUGACUUCAUCCUCCUGGGGCUCUUUCCCUGGUUCAGACAUCCCUACUUCCUCAUCCUCAUCAUCCUCCUCAUAUAUGCUAUUGCCUGUACUGGAAACUCCACACUAAUCUUCCUCAUCUGGCUGGACUCCCACCUCCACACUCCCAUGUACUUCCUGCUCAGUCAGCUCUCCCUCAUAGACCUGGCUUACAUAUCUAGCACAGUCCCCAAGAUGGUCAUCAACUACUUCACUGGGAGGAAGAACAUUUCCUAUUUUGCCUGUGCCACUCAGCUCUUUUUCUUCCUAACCCUUGGCCUUGCUGAAUGCAUCCUGCUGACUCUCAUGGCCUAUGACCGCUAUAUGACUAUCUGCAAUCCCCUGAGAUACACAGUCCUCCUGAGCCCCAAGGUCUGUCUCCAGAUGGCUGCUUCAGCUUGGAUUGGGGGAACACUUGCUGCCCUUGUACACACUAUCUACCCAAUUAGUUUUCCUAUCUGUGGUUCUAGGGAGAUUAACCAUUACUUUUGUGAGAUGCCUGCCAUCCUGAGACUAUCUUGUGUGGAUAUAUCAGCCUAUGAGAUGGUGAAAUUUGUGUCAACCAUUGUGUUUCUCCUGGUCCCAUUUAUUCUCAUCCUGGCCUCCUACACUCUCAUCUUCCUCUGUGUCCUCAGAAUGAGCUCUUGCAAGAGCAAGAACAAAGCCCUGGCCACAUGUUCCUCCCACCUGACAGUGGUGAGUCUCUACUUUGGUCAGGCCAUCUUCAUAUAUAUGACACCAACCUCUUUCCAUACACCUGAGCAAGACCAAAUUGGAGCUGUGCUUGGCACCAUAGUGACUCCUAUGCUCAAUCCACUCAUCUACAGCCUGAGGAACAAAGAAGUGGUGGGUGCUCUGAGGAAGUGCAUGGGGAGGUGUUGCAGUUGAGAAAAUGCCCAGUUUCUACAGUGUCACUGUCAGAAAUGUUCCUUCCUACAUAUUAAAAGUAGCUAUGGUCACUGGAUUGUUGUACUGGAAAUGUAA